Molecule: messenger RNA, 966 nt
Organism: Diversispora eburnea
Lineage: Eukaryota; Fungi; Glomeromycota; Glomeromycetes; Diversisporales; Diversisporaceae
Source: the annotation of a GenBank genome assembly
AUGGGUAAUAUAUAUAUACCAAAAUUAUAUAAAUGGACAGAUGAAGGUAAUAAUAGAUCAACAACUGAAAUAUCAAAGUCAGAUUUACAUCAUACUAUUGAAUGUAUUCAAAAAGGAACAGUAAUUUUAAAAUAUUUAAUAGAUUAUCAUACUGAUAAUACUAAAGGAUAUAAUAAUAUUGCUUACAACCCGCCAUUACACAUUAAUCCUUAUGACCAAAAGAAAGGAAAUAACGCAGCUGUGAUAUAUUCUUUAGUAGUAAACCCGCGUCUUGCAUCAAAGUUCCAAAAUACUCCAUGGUUUUUCUUAAAAAACUAUUUAAAAAUCCCAUUACCUGAUUUUACGGUAUGCCCCAAUCUCAAGGUCAAAGGUCAUAGUAAAAAUUAUUCAAAAUAUUUUUGUUCUCUAUUUACGUUCCUUCGAAUAUUUUUUUGGCCACGUAGAAAUGAAAUUGAUAAUACUAAAGAAAUGAGUCCUUUCAUUCGCGUUAUUCAUAAAGAGAGAGAGAAAGGUUAUAAAAUUUAUCAGACACCUACAAUUAUGGCAGUCUUAGAUUUCAAAUGGUCAUCUGCUCGUCGAUAUUUUAUUCCAGCUUUUUUACAUCAUGAUGAUCUACUAGGUUUGAAAGACAGUUUUGAACUUAAACUUUUAAUGGCGUUUACAGCUUUAAUUAUGUGGCUUGAAUUGGGACAUUUUAUUUAUAUCAUUACAAGUAUUUUAAACACUAUCUGGCCAUUCUUUGCAUUCAUGUUGAUUGCUAUACUUGAAUUUGGAAACGCUAUUUGUGCAUUUGAUAAAGCAAAUAAAGAAAGUCGUAUAGCCGAACAUAAAUAUUAUGCUGAACUUGUUGCAGAAUGUGAAGCUUUAGAAAAACCUUUUGACAGUGAAAAUUUAGCUGAAAUAACAGAUUUUGAUUCUUCAAGUACUAUGGAUCUUGAUUCUAUUGAACCGAAUACAACCAAAUAA